ACACACACACUAUCUUUACAGGGCGAAAUGACAGGAUACUGUGGUGGCCAAGUCCCGUAAUGAGGCUGUAAGGGAACUAAAUACUUGAUAGUCACAUGGGCUACAAAUCCAUCGAAGGCGGGACCAGUCCGAUUUUCUUUUCCCCUUUCGUUUCGGUCUUCUUUUCUUCGGCUUGCUUCUGCCGUCCUUCCAUCGGGUCUAGCACAGAGACCUCCCUCGUUCCUAUGAAUAUUUCCAAUCAGAUAUUUCCGUCCAACUUUCGAUUUCAAUACCUAGCCGGAUCGACCGGCUCAAGUUGCUUGAUUUGGGAUUGUGUUCAAGCGUCACAAGAGGAACCGGUGUCGAAUUCAUUGAAUCACUACAAAGCGGUCAGGCUAGAAUCGCUUGGGCUGCCAUUCAUUCUUGGGGUGGCUUUCUUUUCCGACGCCGCCUCUUUAAGGCAGAAAAGCAGAUAACAAGAACAGGAGCCACAAUUGGACUAGUUAGUCCAAGCUGGGGGGACUACUCCGUACCUAAGCUGCAGUGGCUCUUCUCAACCCAACAACGACUCAGACAGUCAUCGCCCGUUGGAGGUCCCCGGGAGGGCAUGACCAGGGAGGAACCUCGUACUAACCACUAAGUUAAGUUUCCAACACUACUCCGUAGUCGCCCCUCCCAUGAACGAUUCGCAUUUGUUGUUAUCGACUGAAAGAGCACUCGAUCCUGCCUCCUCUCGUU
Molecule: messenger RNA, 717 nt
Organism: Aspergillus brunneoviolaceus CBS 621.78
Lineage: Eukaryota; Fungi; Ascomycota; Eurotiomycetes; Eurotiales; Aspergillaceae
Exons: 1
Coding region: 96-455 (119 amino acids)
Source: RefSeq, a predicted model, not a curated record